Molecule: messenger RNA, 948 nt
Organism: Diaporthe amygdali
Lineage: Eukaryota; Fungi; Ascomycota; Sordariomycetes; Diaporthales; Diaporthaceae
Exons: 2
Coding region: 1-948 (315 amino acids)
Source: RefSeq, a predicted model, not a curated record
AUGAAGACCUACAUUACCGCCGUUCUUGCUGCCUAUCUGGCCGUCGCCUCAGCUGCGCCCGCCGCCGACGACGGAUGCGAUGUUGCACCGCCAGCUACCACCCCUUCAUGCACGACCGUCACCCAGACGGUUCUGGCUACCAACGCUGCGUCCAUGAUUUCUACCUUGAGCUCAUCCGCCGCGAGCGUGCAGACAGCCGCUGUUUCUGGAACCAACGUCCAGAAAUUCACCGGCACCCUCGGCGGCGCUCCUCCACCAGUUGUUUCCUCAGCAGGCGACCGGCCCUUCUCCGUGAACGGUGACACCUUCGUGGGCUCGGGCGCGGCGCUGGGGCGGUCCUGCGACGUGCAGCACAACGCGUGCGCCAACGCCGCCAACUCGGGCCAGCUGUCCGGCGGCGUGCAGCAGUGCGACCAGCAGAACCAGGAGUGCCACUCGGCCAACAGCCUGAAGAAGCGGUACACGCGCGACGUCCGCCCGGCGCUGCCCAAGCGCGCCGCGCUGGACCUGGGCUCCUGCUCCAACGCGAACAUUCUCUUCGAGGCGGGUCUCGACGGCCGCAACACCGAGGCGUUCAUCGCGGCCAACCAGCAGGACUUCAACCACGGCUCCGCGCUCAACAUCGCUGUCAUUGCGGGAUUCAUCUGCCAGCGCCUCGGUAGCCCCUGCAACGCGCCUUCGAAUGUCCAGCAGUCCUGCGCCCAGGCUAGCUCUGCUGCUGUGGCGGCGACUCAGAACCAGGCCGCUGCUGAUGCGUGGAAUGCCAUCAUGGGAGACGGCUCUGUCGGUGGUGGCGCCGCCGCUAGUGCUCCUGCUGCUGCUGCUACUCCUACCCCGGCAUCCUCUACUACGUCGAGUGGUGACGAUACCGCCUGUGAUGUUGAGCCGGCGGCGGCUGCUACGCCGACUUCUGAUGUUGUGCUGAUGACUGUUGUCACUUGCAACUGA